This is a messenger RNA of Chondrus crispus (carragheen), 1666 nucleotides long. RefSeq lists its product as hypothetical. Gene Ontology annotation, biological process: lipid metabolic process. NCBI's taxonomy places the organism in Eukaryota, Rhodophyta, Florideophyceae, Gigartinales, Gigartinaceae. The record is from RefSeq and is a predicted model, not a curated record. The coding region runs from base 1 to 1512 and encodes 503 amino acids. The transcript is spliced from 2 exons.
AUGACCGCCUUCACUUCGGCCCCGCGGUGGCCCGUCCGCGCCCCAUUGCAAACGGCUCGACAUCUCCUCUCCCGCCGUCAUUGUCCGCUUGCUGUUGGCCAGCGUAUCGCCGAUACCAGCUCCACCGAGCCUUUGCAUCCCGUGUUAGACAUUCUCAAGCGUCGUUUAGAACGCCCCUCAAAGCCUGGCCAACGGAAAGACGACCGCAAAGUCGCCCUGUGCAUCGAGGGCGGCGGCAUGCGAGGCGCCGUCUCAGCCGGUAUGGUUGCCGCUAUCAAAUACUGCGGAUUGGAGAAUGCCUUUGACGUCGUCUACGGAUCCAGCGCGGGCGCCAUCGUCGGCGCAUACUUUGUGUCAAGGCAGCUUCCCGUCUACGGCGCACAGAUUUACUAUGACAUUAUCUGCUCAAUCCCGGAGAACGGCCAGCGCUUCAUCGACCUAUGGGCCCUCCGCCACCACCCCUACUUCCGUCGCAAGCGCCGAGGGAGCAAGGAGUUUUACGGAAAGGGAACCCGCCCCGUACUGCUGCUUGACCGCCUUAUCGACCAUGUCAUGCGCACAGAGCGUCCCUUGAAUUGGGAUCAGUUUUGGAAGUACCACUCCCAGAUGCCGCUCAAGCCCGUCGCCAGCUCGCUUUCGGCUAUGCGUUCGCAAACGCUUGACGACUUUACCUCGCUUGAUGAGUUUCUGGAGCGGCUUCGUGCCAGCGCACGCGUGCCCGGCAUUGCUGGGAAUCCUGUCGAGAUCAACGGUGACUUUUACGCAGAUGGACUGCUCUUCGAACCGAUUCCUUACCGAUCGGCAAUGCGGGAUGGCUGCACAGACAUCCUUGUUCUCCGCACCAAACCGGAAUCGGCCGCCCGCAAGGGUACCAAGCCCGGCAUUUACGAAAAGCACAUUGCGAGUCCAUACUUCGACCUCUUCCAUGUGUUUUCACCUCGAGCAAAGGUAUCUGACUACCUAGACACUGGUUCACAUUUGAACAUAUACAACGAAGACAUGCAAAUACUGAAACUUGAGAACAAGGUGCCCUAUUCAAGCUCUGACGCAGCAAUAUUCUCCAUAGCACCACCAGCAGACGGGCCAGGCGUGGGACAAUUAGAAUCUCGCGCUAAGGUUGUAUACGAGGGUGUACGCAACGGUUUCACGGCAGCGUACGACACCCUCAGUCCUUUCGCGGAUGGCUGUCUGGAUAGCGUACCAAUGGCUACAGUUACAUCUGCGAAGGGUAAGGAGUUGGAGCAAAAAAUGACUGCGGGCCGGCGGGCAGCAAAAUGGGUCUUUUCGGAUUCAGAGUUGGAGGAUGUAGAGAAGCGACACAAGGAAGCGAAACGAAUUCGCGACCAAGUCCGACGUCAAAAAAGAAAUCGUACGACCCCAGCUGCCCCCGAGUCACGAAGAGAAAGAAUUAAAAGAGUGCUAAAACGGAGGCGUAUCUUGAGAGCCAAGCACAGGGCGCGGGCGAAUGCAGCGGCCUUUGCAACUAUUGAAGAACGCUUCUUCGUCGGGUGAGAAUGCGUUAGUUGCUCCUGGCUUUUACAACAAUAUAGAAUGGAGGACUUGAGUUGAGAUGUAUCAUUCUAACCCGAGCUUGGUAGUACCAUAUGUAGCUGCUAACUUUUGAAGAGCUGACGUCCUGUAUAACAGUAAACUACUUCUCCCACUA